Synchiropus splendidus (mandarinfish) is the source of this 2917-nucleotide messenger RNA. RefSeq names its product rhotekin 2 (gene rtkn2). Lineage: Eukaryota; Metazoa; Chordata; Actinopteri; Syngnathiformes; Callionymidae. Bases 25 to 2022 code for a protein of 665 amino acids. The transcript is spliced from 12 exons. The record is from RefSeq and is a predicted model, not a curated record. Gene Ontology annotation, biological process: hemopoiesis; positive regulation of cell population proliferation; signal transduction.
GUUGCCAACGAAUGGACAGAAAACAUGGAGGACCAGCGGGAUUUUCAAACUUCCAAGCGAAACCAAAGGCCGUUCAUUUCGGCCGGAUCCGCCGUGGCGAUGGAAAUUAAAAGAAAGAAAAUAAGAGAGAGUGUCUUAUUCAUGCAAACAGAGAACACCAACCUACAAGAGAAGCUGGACUUUGAGGUGCGAAUGCGUGAAGGUGCCUACAAGCUGCUUCUGGCCUGCAGCAAGAGAGAACAAGUCCUGAACGCCUCCAAGAACCUGCUGACCUGCAAUGCCAGGAUCAAGGCCUAUGUCGCCCAGCUGCAGAGGAAGAAACACGAGCAGGAGCUGUUGAGCACAGAGGGGAGAUUUACAGAGGAGAGAGUGCCCUGCCGUGGAACUAUCGCACUGUCUGGUCUGCGCUUUCCUCUGAUGUGGAAGGAUUUGGAUCACUUCAACAACAGAGGCAGCUCUCGUCGGGUGGCAGUCUUCGGUCUGAUGCAGAUUGGCUCCGAAGUGUUUGACACAGAGAUGGUGGUUGUGGACCGAACCGUCACUGACAUCUGCUUUGAAGGAGUUACCAUCUUCAAGGAUAUAGUUCCCAAGUUUGAGCUGAAGGUGGAGCUGUGGAGUUGUGCGCUGGAAGAAGAGCUGACGUUAGUGAACACGCCCAAAAAACUGGCCAAGAAGCUCCGAAACUCUCUAGGAAAAUCAGCAGGGAGGAAACUCUGCCCUCUUCUGGACGCUCCAGACCCUGACGCCUUCCUGCAGCACAACCCCAUACCAAACGGGGCCAAGUACAGCCUGUUGGCCUACACCACCUUGGGCCUGCCUGAAGCAGAAGGCAGCUUCCAGUCUCACUCCCUCGUCGUCCUGCAGGAUGCAAGCUGGUCAUCCUGGCUUCCUCUUUAUGGGAACCUCUGCUGCCGGUUAGUGGCCCAACCGUCCUGCAUGACGCAAACUCUGAAGUCCGGCUACCUGAACCAGCAGGAAACCAUUGGGGGACUGAAGCGCUGCUGCAGCCUGUACGCCGUGCUGAGCGGCGGGUUUCUGUCCUGUUACUUCACACCUGAAGAAAUCGACGCCAAAGUGGCGCCGUCGCUGAGCAUCCCCAUCAACAAGGACACUCGGCUCCGUGUGAUGGAGAAAGAGUCAGGGGCCCGCAAAUCCAGGAGCCUGUCGAUCAUCAACCCAUCAGUGGAGGGAACUGAGACGAUGGUCUUCACAGCAGACUCCUGGGAGGAGCUGGAGGACUGGCUGGACGCGCUGCACCAGCACCUCUUCGACCAGAGCCAGUGGCUGCACUGUUGCCACCAGCUAAUGAAGAUCGAGGUCGCGUCGCCACGGAAACCAUCGCUCUUCCUCACCAAGCAAGCCGACUCUGUUUACAACGACCUGAGUAUAAACUCACCAGGCAAGUUUGAGAGCAUCACCGACAUCAUCCACGACAAGAUCGAGCAGACGGACGGCCGCUACCUGAUCGGCCGCGAUGAGACCCAGCAGAAGGCUGACUGGUCGGCUCUGUUUGACGGCUGUCAGUCCAUGGUGGUCCACAAGAGCAUCCUGUCCCCCGGUAAGACCUCCACUCCCUGCCCAAGCCCGGGCCACAACGGCAGCUCCACCCCCAGCAGUGGCAAAAAACGCCGGGCCCCCCCGCCUCCCUCUGACAGGCAGCCUUACACCCCGCCCACUCGCCCUGCCAGACCCCCCCUCCCCACAUCCCUGCAGCCGCCUCUGUCGACCCAAGAGAAGGAGAACGGCACACGUCCUGCUGCGAGGUCCAAAACGGGUCGGCCCUCUCUGGAUGCCAAAUUCUCCGCCAUCAUCCAGCAGCUGCAGAGGAACCAGGUGGGGGGUGCCGGGGCCGUCGGGAGGAAGAACGCUCCGCUCGGGGUUCUGGAGGUCCAGCCUCAGAAUCAGCCCCUGCUUGACCCCCCUGAAUCAGAUCACGGCUUUGUGCGGGCCGGGUAUGGUCCAGCACCGAAGAGCAAAAUGAGGAAGUCUUUCAGGGAGAGGAUGAACCUGAAAGCUCUGUGACCCGGGACCAAACAGGAGCUGCUUAAUGAAGACUAAUAUUUCAGGAGUAUUUUUGCAUCACAGAAUACUGCAUUUUUAAUCUUUGAAAAGCCAGGACAGAAAGAUGGCGGCCUGAGGGAACAACCAGAGCCGGGUUUGGAUGAGGUCGGUGGGAGGAAACAUUUAACAUUUAAUCUGUCAACUGUGAAGCAUCUGAACCACUACACUGCUUGGACCAACGACGGUGACCGGUCACUGCCACAACUGGAAGUUUGGUGCCCACUUCUUAUGUGAUACUAACAGUAAAACUAUCUGGGUCUUUUGUUCUCGAGGGAGUCGAGUCUCAGCCUGCAGGACGACUGCACUUGUAGCUGCAGCUACAAACACAUUUCCAGAAGUUGUCACAUGAUCAACAUUUCCUUAAGAUUUCAUUGAAAUUCAUUCGUCUGUUUUGAAGUUAUUUUACUGACAGACAGAUGAAGGUCAACAUCGUCACACAAGCUUCUUAGUUGGGUACUAAAUGUAUUCUGAUUGGUCGCCAGAGUAUUACUGCGCUCUGGCUGGGAAACAUCUUGGGUUCCAUACGAAGUCAUUACGACUCAUCAGGUUAAACUCACUCUAACACACGUCUCCGUCACUCAAGAACAAAAUGUCAGGUUGUUUGAAUAUUAUAUUCUUUUUUUUUAAUCUCGGAACCUUUUAACCACUUUUUACUUGCACAUGUCUAAAUUCCAGGGAAUUCUAUAUACAUAACAAUAAGACUGUGGAUACUGGAAGAACAUGUCUGUCACUGUAUUGUGGUAAGUCUUAAAAAUGAUUUCAUGAAGAACACUAUCUCUUAAUGUGACUGAAACCUGUAAUGCAACAGUAUCUCACUGAUUUGUUUCAUUAUUUUGUUAGUGAAUUUAUUUGAAUU